Periophthalmus magnuspinnatus is the source of this 1262-nucleotide messenger RNA. RefSeq names its product leucine rich repeat containing 75Bb (gene lrrc75bb). Bases 1 to 1233 code for a protein of 410 amino acids. NCBI's taxonomy places the organism in Eukaryota, Metazoa, Chordata, Actinopteri, Gobiiformes, Gobiidae. The transcript is spliced from 4 exons. The record is from RefSeq and is a predicted model, not a curated record.
AUGGGCUCCAAGUUGACGAGGCAGAGAAGUCUCGAUUUUGACUCUAAAUUGUCCAGGAGGAGACGCCAGAGGAAUGACACGGACACGGAGAAGAGCGGCUCCAGGAGCGGCUCCAGGAGCGCCUCCAGGAGCGCCUCCAGGAGCGGCUCCAGCAGCGCCUCCAGGAGCGGAGGGGACUGCGUGUUUACGUCGCUGAUGCUCAAGUCCGACAAGCUCCUGCUGCGCAAAAGCCAACGCAGCCCGUACGAGCGGAGGGUGGCGUGGAUCCGGGACAUACAGACACUGCUCCGGGAACAGAAGCUGGAGGAAGCCGCAGAAGUGCUUCAGCUGCUGCGAAAGGACUUGGGGCUCCAGGGAACCUCUCUCGAUGAUAUUUUGUACAAGAAUGCAGCUUUCCUCAAUCUGGUGGACCCGAUCUCCCAUGAACUCCUGCUCCGUCUGGCCAGGGACCUGCAGUGUCCCAAAAGGGAGACAGAUUCAUUCAAAUCCACCAAUAAGAUUUGCCGACAGCUGAUCUACCACCUGAUGCCUCACUCCAAGUGGAGCCGACAGAGCGCGCCCAGAACCAAGUCUCACUCCAAGUGGAGCCGACAGAGCGUGCCAAGGACCAAAUCUCAGGCCUGUUUGAAGACUACAUUGAAGAUGAAGCUUUCGGGUGACGUGGUUAAUCUCUCCGCCAUCCCGCUGUCAGGUCGGGACAUCCAGAAGGUGGCGCUGUACCUCCAGAGCAGCAGCGACUCCGUGUCUGCUGUGGACCUCAGCUUCACGGAGCUCCAGGAUGACGGACUCCGCCUCCUCCUGCCUUCCCUCGGAGGUAUGCCCAAACUCACCAUCCUGGCCGUGAAUGGCAACCGCUUGACCGCGUCCAUCCUCAAAGACCUGUCCGACGCCGUGAAGGACCCUCGGACGUUCCCAUGCUUGGCCUGGAUCGAUCUGGGGAACAACGUGGACAUAUUCACCGUCCCACAGCCUCUGCUCGUGGCUUUACGCCGGAGAUUUGGUUUACGCAGCAGCCUCCCCACCAUCUACGAGUACAGUGAGACACACUCCUUCAGCGGUUUCAGCCCCAACAUAGAGACGUCAGUGGAGGAGCCCAGUCUGUAUGAGGAGGCGGAGGAGGAGGAGCGCGAGGAGGAGCGCGAGGAGGACGAGGACCGGCUGGAGCUUCGGGCUUGGGGACUUCAACACCAACCGACCUCCAGAACUGUAGCGGUGCAUUUCAGUGGGAGGUGAUGGUCUGUUCCUCACACUGUGUCUGUGAG